Drosophila simulans is the source of this 440-nucleotide messenger RNA. RefSeq lists its product as uncharacterized. NCBI's taxonomy places the organism in Eukaryota, Metazoa, Arthropoda, Insecta, Diptera, Drosophilidae. The coding region runs from base 93 to 440 and encodes 115 amino acids. The transcript has 2 exons. The record is from RefSeq and is a predicted model, not a curated record.
UGUUUGCUUGUCUAGUCAUCAAAUCAAUUAUAGACGGGGGCAAUUGGCCGCACAGGUGUGGUAUCAAAGAAUGAUGGGUUUAGUUUUUAGAAAUGGCCAAUGCGUGUGGUCUGUUGCUGCUGGCAGUCCUUGCUUAUGCAGAAGUUGCAUGCCACUCCGUACAAUUUGGCAUACUGCACUUUCUAGCUGUUCCUAUAUAUGAAGCUGAAAUAUUCACCACUGAAUUUGUGGAUUUCGUAGACGUGAAGUACAAACAAAAGGGUAGCAUGUGCUUUCAUAUUAACAUGAUAUUGGUCGUCGAUGAAAGUGAAAUGGAAUGGAAAGGCCAGGCGUCCGUUCUGUCCGGCGGAAUUGGUUACAACUUCACUAUCCUAAGACUAACAGUUAACCCGCCAGAGGUUGCCAAAGUCACAGUAGUCAUUUACGGGAUCCCCAGGUAG